GUCGCGCCCGUGAAGCUCCGCGCUGCCACGUCUUCUCCCUGCUGGCAGUUUGGCUCCGUUUUCUGAUAAGGUCCCCCGGCCUUUAGCUGUGAGCUCAGCGGAGCGAGGAACUUGAUCUUGCUCGGCUUCUGCACCGCAAGCACAACAGCGAUGGGGUCGGAGACGUUCCUGGAGAUCCUGCUGGCCAUCCUGCUGCCGCCGCUCGGCGUCUUCCUCCGCUACGGCAUCGGGGUGGAGUUCUGGAUCUGCCUGCUGCUCACCAUCCUGGGCUACAUCCCCGGCAUCAUCUACGCCGUCUACGUCCUCGUCGCCUGAUGACGACGAUGAGCGGAUUCAGGCCGCCCGGCGGCGACCGGCACCGCCGCUCUGGUCCAUCCACCACCACAUACGGAGCCGCCUGUGGACUUUGUAUAGUAUUAGCUGCUGCUUCUCUUGUCCCCUGACCCAAUCCAUUUGGGAAAGUGGCAAAGCUUGAUGAAUGUACAAGCCACAUUUUAAGUCUCUGGUGGUCUUAUUUCAGACAUGGAUCUGUAUUUUGUAGUAGUGUACUCUGUACUGCUCCUGAAGUCCUGAUGAUGUAAAGACAUGCAGUGCAGCGUUUGCUUGCGUCAUGGAUGAAUCAAUCGAGCUAAAUGUUCA
Molecule: messenger RNA, 639 nt
Organism: Panicum hallii
Lineage: Eukaryota; Viridiplantae; Streptophyta; Magnoliopsida; Poales; Poaceae
Product: low temperature-induced protein lt101.2
Exons: 2
Coding region: 151-315 (54 amino acids)
Cellular component (GO): membrane
Source: RefSeq, a predicted model, not a curated record